CUCACUUUUACUGUAGCGGCGAUAGCUAGGUUACUUAGUAAACACAAGAGCAACAGUAUGAGUUGAAAACUCACUCAAUGUUGUGACAGUAGUUUCCGCACUGGAAUUAAAUUACAGAGGAUUUCAAAGCAACCCAAACUUUGUGGUGUAUAGGUGGUUAGCAGUCAGCCAUGGAUACCACCACCUCCCUGAAGAUGACGUCUCUGGCCGUCCAGAGUCUGUUCAGCUACGUGGAGGAGGAGAACCUGGCUGCUGUCAAGGCCCAUUUGGACAAAUUCAAAGAGGUGGACAGUAGGGGUGAUAAUGGACUGACUCCCCUGAUGGUGGCAGCAGAGCAGGGCAGUCUGGAGAUUGUGCGAGAGCUCAUUAGGAGAGGAGCCAAUGUUAACUUGGAUGAUGUGGACUGCUGGACGGCGUUGAUCUCUGCCGCCAAGGAGGGACACAUCGAUGUGGUGAGGGAACUGCUGGAGAACAAUGCCAACCUGGAACACCGAGACAUGGGAGGGUGGAGUGCUCUCAUGUGGGCAGCAUAUAAAGGUCGUACCACCGUGGCCCACCUGCUGUUGGAGAAAGGAGCUAAUCCCAACAUCACUGGUCAGUACAGCGUCUACCCUAUUAUCUGGGCAGCAGGUCGAGGCCACGGCGAGAUCGUCCAUCUCCUGCUGCAGCACGGGGCCAAGGUCAACUGCUCGGACAAGUAUGGCACCACUCCUCUGAUCUGGGCAGCCAGGAAGGGCCACUAUGACUGUGUAAUGCACCUGCUGGCCAAUGGAGCUGAUGUUGACCAAGAAGGAGCGAACUCAAUGACAGCUCUGAUCGUGGCGGUGAAGGGCGGCUUCACCGAGGUCGUUAAGGAGCUGCUGAAGAGGAACCCAAAUGUUAACAUGACAGACAAGGAUGGCAACACGGCCCUGGCCAUCGCCGCCAAGGAGGGACAUACUGAGAUCGUGCAGGACCUUCUAGACGCCGGCACCUACGUCAACAUACCUGACAGGAGUGGGGAGACAGUGCUGAUCGGAGCAGUGAGAGGAGGUCAUGUGGAGAUAGUCAGAGCCCUGCUGAACAAAUACGCUGAUAUUGACGUCAGGGGCCAGGAUGGAAAGACUGCCCUCUACUGGGCUGUGGAGAAGGGCAACGCCACCAUGGUGAGAGACAUCCUGCAGUGCAACCCAGACACUGAGAGCUGCACCAAGGAGGCAGAGACUCCGCUUAUCAAAGCCACCAAGAUGAGAAACAUAGAGAUUGUGGAGCUGCUGCUGGAUAAAGGGGCCAAGGUGUCGGCUGUAGACAAGAAAGGAGACACGCCGCUUCAUAUUGCUAUCCGAGGGAGAAGCCGCAAGUUGGCCGAGCUGCUGCUGAGGAACCCUAAAGAUGGCCGUCUGCUAUACCGCCCCAACAAGGCUGGAGAGACACCGUACAACAUCGACUGCACCCACCAGAAAAGCAUCCUCACUCAGAUAUUUGGAGCCAAGCACCUAUCUCCAACUGAGUCAGAUGGAGACAUGUUGGGUUAUGACCUGUAUAGCAGCGCCCUGGCAGACAUUCUAAGUGAGCCCACCAUGCAGCCGCCCAUCUGUGUUGGUCUGUAUGCCCAGUGGGGAAGCGGCAAGUCUUUCCUUCUUAAGAAACUGGAGGAUGAGAUGAAGACGUUUGCAGGCCAACAGAUAGAGCCGCUGUUCCAGUUCUCCUGGCUGGUUGUCUUCCUCACCCUGCUGCUGUGUGGCUCCGUGGCCCUUGUCCUUGGCUUCUCUGUCGACCACAAGCUGGCCAUUGCUGUCUCCCUCAGCCUCCUCGCCUUGCUCUACAUCUUCUUUGUAUUGGUGUAUUUUGGAAGUCGUCGUGAAGGGGAGAGCUGGAACUGGGCCUGGGUCAUCAGUACCCGUCUGGCUCGCCAGGUGGGCUACCUGGAGCUGCUGCUCAAACUGAUGUUUGUCAACCCUCCUGAGCUUCCUGAGCAGACCACCCGUGCCCUGCCUGUCAGGUUCCUGUUCACGGAUUACAACCGUCUGUCCAGUGUCGGCGGGGAAACCUCCAUGGCAGAGAUGAUCGCCACCCUCUCGGAUGCCUGUGAGAGGGAGUUUGGCUUCAUGGCCACCAGGCUUUUCAGGGUGUUCAAGAAUGACGAGAUCCAAGGUAAGAAGUGGAAGAAAACAUGUUGUGUGCCGUCCUUUGUGCUGUUCGCCCUGACGCUAGGCUGCCUGAUCACUGGGAUGGCCCUGCUGGCUAUCUUCAAGGUGAACCCUGAGAACUUGACGUUAAAUGCGGUCCUUAUAGCCAUGGCCAGCGUGGUGGGCCUGGCCUUACUGCUCAACUGUAGGACCUGGUGGCAGGUGGCCGACUCCGUCCUCAACUCCCAGAGGAAACGCCUCCACAGUGCUGCCAACAACCUGCACAAACUCAAGAGUGAAGGAUUUAUGAAGGUUCUGAAGCAUGAAGUGGAGCUAAUGUCGAAGAUGGCAAAGACCAUCGAUGGCUUCACCCAGAACCAGACACGCAUGGCUGUCAUCAUCGACGGGCUGGAUGCCUGUGAACAGGACAAAGUGCUGCAGAUGCUGGACACGGUGAGGGUGCUGUUCUCCAAAGGCCCAUUUAUUUCCAUCUUUGCCAGUGAUCCACACAUCAUCAUCAAAGCCAUAAACCAGAACCUCAACAGUGUGCUGAGAGACUCCAACAUCAACGGCCACGACUACAUGAGGAACAUCGUCCACCUGCCUGUCUUCCUCAACAGCCGGGGCUUCAGUUCGGCCAAGAAACUCUGUAUGGCAGCACCCACCAACGGAGACCUGUUGCCUGCUGAGGGAUGGCAUGAGGACAUGGAUAGGAAGAUGUCCCAGAACAGCCUGGGUCUGGGAGAUCAGGCUAAGUUUGGCAGCAAGAACGCCCUCAACCGCAGGGACACGUACCGGCGUCGCCAGAUGCAGAGGACCAUCACCAGGCAGAUGUCCUUCGACCUGACUAAACUGCUGGUGACUGAGGACUGGUUCAGUGACAUCAGCCCACAGACCAUGAGGAGGCUGCUCAACAUCAUCUCUGUCACUGGUCGUUUGUUGCGGGCCAAUCAGAUCGUCUUCAACUGGGACCGGCUAGCGUCAUGGAUCAACCUGACGGAGGAGUGGCCUUACAGGACGUCCUGGCUCAUCCUCUUCCUGGAAGAGACUGAUGGAGUCUCUGAUCAGGUCACCCUCAAGGCCAUCUAUGAAAGAAUCUCCAAGAGCAUCCCCACCACCAAGGAUGUGGAGCCGCUGCUGGAGAUUGAUGGAGACAUCCGCAGCUUCGAGGUGUUCCUGUCCUCCAGGACCCCUGUCCUCACCGCCCGAGAUGUGGAGAUGUUCCUGCCCUGCACUGUCAACCUGGACCCCAAACUCAGGGAGAUCAUUGCAGAUGUGCGUGCGGCCAGGGAGCAGAUGCACAUGGGAGGAGUGACCUAUCCCACGCUGCCCCUGCAGGAGGCCGUGCCCCGUCCCCCGUCAGGUUACAGCCAGCAUUCUGUGGCCUGCUCCCCGACGGGCUCCUUCACCGGCUCCAUGCCCCCGCAGCCUCACAGCUCCUACUUCAGCGGCAUGACCGGCCCUCAGCACCCCUUCUACAAUCGGCCUUAUUUCCCCCAUCAUGUGUAUCACCUGCCGAGGCAUUACACCCACCAUGUCCCCUCAUCCCUCCGUCCCUCCAUUAAACCACCCGGCCCAUCUAAGGACAACACCAAUGGACUUAUGUUUAAGUUGCUGCCUUGCAAACAAAAGCAGGUCUCUGGGGCCCCUGUGGUGCUGCUCAGCUCUCUGAACACAGAUGCAGUGUGUGAGCGUGUCAAACAGAUAGAUGGGAUAGACCCCAACAUGCUGCCUCAGUACACCUCCAUCAUCAAGAAGGCCAAUGUAAACGGCCGGGUGCUGUCCCAGUGCAAUCUGGAUGAGCUGAAGAAAGAGAUGGAGAUGAACUUUGGAGACUGGCAGCUCUUCAGGGCAAUGGUGAUGGAGCAGCGCAAUGCUGAAAGCCAGGCUCUGCUUCAGGACGAGUCCAGAGCUGCCAGUGAGCAGGGUAGCAGUGUUCACCAUGGGGAGCCCAGCAGACGCUCAGGAGGAGCCCAGCAUGAUGUGGGGGGCUUCAGCCUCAACCUCAGCUUCGAGGAGCUCAGUGGAGCUGGGCUGGAGGAGCCUCCGAGGCACAGCAGCAACCCACACUGGCCGGUGGCAAAUCACCGUACCUCUAGCAUGUCCAGCCUCAACUCCCAGGAAUCUUCCAAUGACAUCUGCAAGCUGACAGACAAGCAGCAGGCAGAGUACCGUGAUGCCUACAGGGAGUACAUCUCUCAGAUGGCCCAGCUGGAGAUGUCCGGCAGUGGGGGAGAGAGGCCUGUCCAGCCCCACCCGGGACAGUUCCUUCAAACGACCGGCUCAGAGGACAAAGGGGCCAAAGAAGGGGCUGACCAAGACAGCCGCAAGUCCUUCACCAAGAGAGGCUCCAAGCCUAGCGAUGCCACAGACUUUCCAUCAGGGGCUGAUGCCCAGCCCCUGGACCCCAUCAGCGAAGAGGAUGAGAAGCUGGACCACAGCACCUCGUCCAGGACUCUGGGCUUCAGAGUGAAGGGAACAGUGUCAGGCUACCAGAAGCUGCCUAGCGAUGAAGACUCAGGCCCAGAGGAAGCUGACAACACCACCCCUCUCCUCCACAAGGAAGCUAGAGCCAGCGCUCUGUCUGUCCACACAGCCUCCCAGCCCACUGGGCUGCUUACCAAGCCUGGCUUCCUCAGCGAAAUCCUCCUGGAUAAGAAGGACUCGUCCGACUCAGGGAUGCGGUCCAGCGACAGCUCCUCAGAUCGGUCCCUUGAGGAGGCUGAAGGAGAAGCCGAUAGAGGCAGGGAGAAAGAAGCAGAAGCGGCAAAACCUAGUCUGAUUGAGCUAGAGCUAGAGGGCCUGGUGAAGAAGAGAGGCCUCCUCCCCAGCAGUCUGAGUGGCCUGCAGGACUCGACAGUGGCCCGCAUGUCCAUCUGCUCCGAGGCUCCGUCCGAGGCCAGCCUGAUGGCCAGCAGCCCAGAUGAGGGGUGGUCAUCCAGCGGGAUUAGCAACCUCAACCGCACCGCCAGCAACACCACCCUCAACAACAACACAAGCAGCCCCAACAGCAAUGCCACCAACACUAACACCAACAACAGCCACCAGCAGCAGGAUACCAUCACAGGCUCUGAGUCCACCUUCACCGCCUCCAGCCUCAGCGUCUCACCACCUGUCAUCAUCAGCCCCGGCAGCACCAACACCACCACUGCCACCGUCCACCACAACCAGAACCUGCGCACCAUCAGUCUGGGAGAUGAGAGGGAGAGUGUGCUGUGAGGAUCCCCAGGUGGGCAUCAUGCUGAGAAGGGUCAUAUAGCUGGUUUAGGUACACUGUCUGUUCAGACAUUGUGUUGAUUGUUGUUGUUGUGGUUGUGGUGGUGUGUUAUUUAAUACAGGUCAAGUAGCUGUUCCAAAGAAUUAGAUUAGUUGUCAGUGUUCUGCUGUUACGAAGAAAAUGUAGGAAAUGUUGCUGUGAAUUAAGGAUAAUUACCCAUUACUUUCAGUCAUAGGAAAAGCUUUCGUUAUUUGAGUAGUGGAAAAAAAUGGUUUAUUUAAGAAGGCACAAAUCGAAGUUCAUAGUUAAAAGUCCAUAAUUCAUAAAUAAAUUUGCAAGUUGAUGAUGCCAUAAUUUUUUUAAACCAAAUUGGAAUUGCUGUACUUCAGCAGGCUACUUUAAAUUGUUACAGUACAUGGCCUUUUGUUGUCACAUUUUUUGGAUAGUCCCAUGUAGGGAUAGUUACAGUGGUAGACUGUGUUGUGAUUUUUCACAUGUGAAUGUUGUGUUGAAAUGUGGCCAUAGCGUGUUUCGUGAUGGAAUGUUAAGUGUUGUGGACUUGAAAUGUUAGAGAAUUUAAAAAAGAAGAAGAAGAAAUUAAAAAAAUGUGUAAUCCUAACUGAAAAAGCUUUGACAUGUUAUUGAAGCCUGUGCUCUUGAAAGCUUAAUGUGGUGUGCCGUAUUUGAUAGUAGGAAGAUUUGGAAUGGCAGUGUAGACAGUGGUGCUGUGUCAGAUGAGCUGUUUUUGCAUGCAGACGUCUUCAGAGUUGUGAUUGACUUUUACCACUUGUGAUUCUGUGAUUUGUGAAUCAAUAAACAUUUUGACCUUGUUGACCCUUGA
Messenger RNA from Myripristis murdjan (pinecone soldierfish), 6166 nucleotides. RefSeq names its product kinase D-interacting substrate 220a (gene kidins220a). The transcript is spliced from 32 exons. NCBI's taxonomy places the organism in Eukaryota, Metazoa, Chordata, Actinopteri, Holocentriformes, Holocentridae. The coding region runs from base 171 to 5327 and encodes 1718 amino acids. The record is from RefSeq and is a predicted model, not a curated record. Gene Ontology annotation, molecular function: protein kinase regulator activity; PDZ domain binding.